Pyricularia grisea is the source of this 756-nucleotide messenger RNA. RefSeq lists its product as uncharacterized. The coding region runs from base 1 to 756 and encodes 251 amino acids. Lineage: Eukaryota; Fungi; Ascomycota; Sordariomycetes; Magnaporthales; Pyriculariaceae. The record is from RefSeq and is a predicted model, not a curated record. The transcript has 2 exons.
AUGUCUCUCAAGAGCUUCAUCGCCGCUACCAUCCUGGCCGCUCCCCUGGUCGCUGGUCACGGUGCCAUCAUCAAGGCCGUCGGUGAUGCCGGUGGCGAGGGUAUGGGUCUCGGUGUCGUUACCAGCACUCCCCGUGACGGAACCCGCAGGGACCCAUUCCAGCAGGACAGCACCCGCUUCAAGGGCCAACAGGCCGACAGCUUCGGCGAGACUGUUGGCGGAGGCCAGAACGAUGUUGAGAGCAUGACCAAGGCCAUCAUGGCCGAGACCGGCACCCAGCUUCCUCAGAUCAGCCCCGGUGGCAGCCUCCAGAUGACUCUUCACCAGGUCAACGGCGACGGUGCUGGCCCCUACACUUGCGAGCUCAACUCAGAUGCUUCUGGCUCCUCAUGGCAGCAGAUCCGUGUGACCACCACCCCCCCUGGCCGCAACUCCAGGAACCGGGAUGGUGCCAUGACCGACUUCCCUCUCGUCGCUGAGAUCCCCCAGAGACAGGCAUGCACAGGUACCGUUGCCGGUCAGACCAACGUCUGCUUGGUCCGCUGCAUGAACGGCGCUCGUGCCGGCCCCUUCGGCGGUGUCGUUGCCGCUCAGCUCGCUGGCUCUCAGACCCCCGCAGCUGCCCGCCGGGCCCUCGCCGAGAGCGUUAAGCGCUCCGAGCUGAUCGUCUCCGGCCUCAAGAAGCGCGGCUACAACGUCGCCGACCUCUCCCAGGAGGAGAUCGACGAGCUCCGCCGCGACGGCGAGAUUGCUUAA